Messenger RNA from Linepithema humile (Argentine ant), 1201 nucleotides. Lineage: Eukaryota; Metazoa; Arthropoda; Insecta; Hymenoptera; Formicidae. The record is from RefSeq and is a predicted model, not a curated record.
CGAGGUGCAGCGAUAUUCAUCGUCAGUACAGCAGUUCUCUGCCAUUUCUGUACUAGAUUUUGAGCGUUUAUGGUUAAAACUAAGUUGCUAUCUGUUUUUAAUUCAAUUUUCCCGAAUGCAAUCUAUUUCAAAGUUUUUAACGCAAAGAUAUAAAAUGGAAAACAUCUGUGAACAUAUAAUAGAAUAUAAAUGACAGGUGUGAUUGAUGUCGGGUUUUGUGCAAAUUUAUAACAAUAUUCAAGAAUAGAAAUAAGCAGAAAAAUAAUAUUUUGUUAUAAGUGAGAUUGCAGCAUGGAAAACGAGGAGAUAAAUCGAUUGCGGCAACUGAAGAAGGAACUCUUAGAAAAGGUGAAUCAGUUGAAGGAUUCGUUGAAGCGUCAUGAGGAAAACAGGCAUCAGUCUUCUAGUAAUUUCACUGUUACGCUACCUUCUGAUGAUGAGAAUCAAGAAUCAUCAACGGAAUUAUCCAGCAACUCUAAGGUUAGGCAAUGCAAAACUGCAAGCCACAUAACUGGAAUAACAUUUGAGGAUGUCAGUAAAGACUGGCUUCACGAUAAUAUUUAUAUGUAUAAAGCUACAGUGGUAACGAGAACAAUCACUUUCAACUUGGAAUUGAAAGUAGAUUUCAAGAAUACCAGUAAUUUCAAGAUUGACAAUAUAAUGUGUUAUUUCACUGAUAUCAACAAUUGUUACAUGCUUGAAAUAUCUCCCUGGUGUCAACAGAUUACAAAUAGGAAGAACUUUUCUGUUCUUAUGUCUGCACUUUCUGGUUAUAAUGAAAAUAAUAUUCUUAGAUCUAAAAUUCUACAUAGUUUAGAAUCGAAGAGAUAUGCAAGCAUUGAGCAUAAUGAGGAUGAUGGAGGAAUGCUAGUGCAUGUACAUUCACCUGUGGAUACAAAGAAAAACUAUGUGAUAUUUCAUUGGAUGCUAAAAUUCUUAGAACUAACGUGGCAGAUUGAACACUAUUUCACGGUAAAUCCUACGAAUAUAGGAAUAGAAUUUUCUGAACAGAAUUCUUCUUUAUUGAAAGACUUUUGCGAAAUUACCUUCACAAAAAACAGUCUUAUAAAACUGUGGGAUAAACUAUGCACAGCCGUUGAUACUUAUGCUAAAAGCACAAAAGGUACAUUGUAAAAAUAAUUUUUUGUAUUAAAUAUUUAUAAGAAUAUCAAUAUAGCAAUUAAUUUAUGUAGAAUUUAAG